Molecule: messenger RNA, 1540 nt
Organism: Quercus lobata
Lineage: Eukaryota; Viridiplantae; Streptophyta; Magnoliopsida; Fagales; Fagaceae
Exons: 3
Coding region: 696-1334 (212 amino acids)
Source: RefSeq, a predicted model, not a curated record
UAGAAUAGGACUUUUCUAUCAAACCUUUUAAAUUUUGUAAGUAUAAUACAAGGAUUGAGAUCCGGUGCAAUAACCCUAACUAUUGCACCAUGCAAUAGGAAAUCAAUGGUUAAGAUUAAAAGUUGCAAAAAUCACUUUUAAUCUCAACCCUUGAAUCAAAUUUUUUUUAACCGUCAACUUUUUAUCAUUUCACUUUUACACUUUAUUUUUUCACCUCUCUCACAAUAGUAUUUUGAAGAAGGAACCCGACCAUGGUCCAAUCUUCCCAAUGGCAUCUUACGCAAAAUCAUAAGCAAACCUUGUUUCAUUGUAUCAAGCAAUUAAGAAGAAAGGAUCAGAGAAUAAGAAGAAAGAAAAGAAGAGCUAAACGACACAACAGAUGAGCUGCAAGUUUACUUAGAUCAGUAGCUAAACGACAUGUAGUUUUAGUUGUUAAUUUAAUUCAGAUUGUGUCACACGUGUGUUGUAACUGAUUCCUACACGUGUUGUAACUAACUCCCUUAUAUUUUGGUCAAUUAGUUAGACUCUGUUUUGGGUGUUUAGGUUCAGAGAUGUAUAUAAGCAUAGAUUGUGUACAGAUUCAUUAUCACAUCAAUUAGAGAAAGUUUCUCAUCUUUUCUCUCAAUUUCUCUCUCUGUGUUCAUAUAUUUUUUCCUUUCCUUAGUCUCUAUUUCGUUACACAUUGAUCGACAUCAAUGCCAAGCUGUGUGCAAGGGCGGGCGAUACCUUCAAAUCAUCGAAUCAAACAUGUUAAAGAAGCACGAUGGCUAAUGACAUAUAAAUGGGUCAAGAACGAUAAUGACCAAGUGUUGUCGAUGAAGUCUAUUACCAUCAACACUUGCCAGUUGAGUGAUAAAUCAUGGCAAACUCAUGAAUUUCGAAUUGAAGAACUUCUAGGUCCAAUAAGAGACGUGGUCUAUAUUGAUGGAAACUUAUUUUGUCUUUUGGUACGUAUACACUGGCUACUUUUAACACUACACGAAGAAUUGUGCUUGAUCACAAAGUUAAGACCUCCGGAAUAUCAUAGGUACCAUUUGAUACCUCACCUGUUUGAUUCCCAUGGAAAGCUAUUUGUGGCAUAUUAUGAUCACUCGGAUCCCUUCCCUGUAUCCAAUGGUGAUUCCAUCUAUAUAAUCAAGUUUAACAGGUCUCAGAGGGCUUGGGGUUGUAAGCAAAGCUUGAAGAAUCAUUCACUAUUUCAUAGCUGCAAUUCAUUCUCCAUUCGAGCAGUUGGGAGAGCAAGAAAGUUAGCAAACAAAGUGUUCUACAACGACGAGGAAUUCAAUGGCGUCCCCCUUUUUUAUCUCAAUGGAAGACCAUUAUUGGACCUGUGAUCGUAAGGGUUUUCAUUCUUAUGAGGAUGAAUAUGUAAAGGAAGGGCUUAAGAGUGUUUGGAUUGUACCUCCUCAAGCAUGAAGAUGCUUUUUGUUCAGUCAGCUUGGUUCUAGAGAACAUGGACAAGAAUAAGAUCAUGAGCUGAAUAAGUAACUGAACUUUGUCAAUGUCUCCCUAUUAGAAUUGAUUUUUUGAAAAAAAAAAA